Molecule: messenger RNA, 4310 nt
Organism: Dromaius novaehollandiae (emu)
Lineage: Eukaryota; Metazoa; Chordata; Aves; Casuariiformes; Dromaiidae
Gene: OSBPL1A
Product: oxysterol binding protein like 1A
Exons: 30
Coding region: 302-3208 (968 amino acids)
Cellular component (GO): cytosol; intracellular membrane-bounded organelle; perinuclear endoplasmic reticulum
Molecular function (GO): protein binding; cholesterol binding
Source: RefSeq, a predicted model, not a curated record
CCGCGCUGCUCCCGCCUGGGGCGCUGGGCGCCGCGGGAGGCGGCCCGGCCUGCGGGGCGGCUCGGGCUCGGCGGGAGCGCAGGGCGCCGCCGCGCCCCCCGGCCCCCCAACCCGCCGCACCCCGGGCGUCCCGUCCUUCUUCCCCACCGCGAGAGCUAAACCGCGUGCAGAAAAUAGCCAGGAGAUGUCCCAGAGCGGCGAUUAGUGUAAAUACCCUUGCCCAGGCACUGGCUGGUGAAGAGGUGCUGUGUUCUUGCUUCCACGUUGGCUGCUGUUGCGCAGAAGUAGCUUUGUUUUAGAGAUGAGUACAGAAGCAGAACAGCAGCUUCUCCAUGAUGCUAGAAAUGGAAACUCUGAAGAAGUUAAACAGCUUCUGGAUACCAUGGACAAAGGAGAAAUAAUCUUUAACAUCAAUUGUAAAGGCAGAAGUAAAUCUAAUUUGGGUUGGACACCUCUUCACCUUGCAUGCUACUUUGGACAUGCUGUUGUGGUAGAGGAUUUGCUGAAGGCUGGUGCAGAUGUGAACGUGCUGAAUGACAUGGGGGACACUCCACUCCAUCGUGCAGCUUUCACAGGGCGGAAGGAGGUGGUGAUGUUACUCUUGCAACGUAAUGCUGAUACUUCUAUUGUUAAUGGGAGUGGACAGACUGCAAAAGAAGUUACUCAUGAUAAAGAGAUAAGGAAUAUGUUGGAAGCAGUGGAAAGGACACAAGAAAGGAAACUGGAAGAAGAGCUCUUAGGAGCAGCAAGAGAGGGAGAAACUGGGAAACUGACUGCCUUGUUAAACAAGCCAAAACCACCUGAUAUCAACUGUACAGAUCAGAUGGGAAAUACACCAUUGCAUUGUGCAGCAUACCGUGCCCAUAAGCACUGUGCCUUAAAACUUCUGAAAAAUGGAGCAAAUCCCAAAAUAAGAAACAAAAAUGAUCAAACACCCCUUGAUCUAGCCCAAGGAGCAGAAAUGAAGCAGAUACUGGGAGGUAAAACUGGAAAGGUUAUCAACAAACCCCUGAGACGAUAUGAAGGUCUGCUGUGGAAGAGCUCACGAUUUUUUGGUUGGAAACUGUACUGGGUAGUACUAGAACAUGGAGUCCUUUCCUGGUAUCGGAGACAAGCUGAUGCAGUAAAUAAUGAUCAUCGUCAGGGAUGCAAGCAUCUAACACAAGCUGUCUGCACGGUAAAAUCUACAGACAAUUGCUUCUUUUCUGUCAGAUGUUUUGAUGACACUGUUCAUCGUUUCAAGAUCCCUAAAAAUAACACUCCUCCGCAAACUAGAGAGGGUUGGCUGGAAGCAAUAGAAGACCACUCUGCAUAUAGCACUCACUACUGCACACAGGAACAGCUGAGUAGUGAUGAUGAGGAAGAUGAUACAGUAUCUGUUACAGACCUUCAAGAAACUCUGAAAAAAGCACAGGCAUGCCAACAAAGACUCAGCAAAGAGAUUUCAGACUUCCUUGCAAUGGUUAAAUCUUUGGAUGCUACAAAAGGAAUAUCUUCUCCCCUCCUGCAAAAAAUUGAUGUGGUCUCUGAAGUAUCCCAGGAAACUUGUGAGGCCCUGGCUGACUGCCUUAACCUAUUCACAAAGCAGGAAGGGGUGAGGAAUUUGAAACUGGAGCAUGAGCAGGAGAAAAACAAGAUCUUGUCAGAAGCAUUAGAGACGCUAGCCACUGAACACCAUGAACUAGAGCAGUCUCUAGUGAAGGGAUCUCCGCCUCUAAGCAUCAUCAGUGAAGAACAGUUCUAUGAUGCUGUUUCAGAUUCAGAAUCUGAAAAAUCAUUAAGUGGGUUCGAGACAACAACAGCAUACUCAUUAGAGGACAGCAUGGAUUCAAAAGAUACAAUAACUUCAAGCAUGUCUGAAGAAAAAGUUUGUGGCAGUGGGGAGUCGCUGUCUAAUGGCAUCAAAAAACACAGAACAAGCUUGCCAUCUCCAAUGUUUUCCAGAAAUGACUUCAGUAUUUGGAGUAUCUUAAGAAAAUGUAUUGGAAUGGAGUUGUCCAAGAUCACAAUGCCAGUUAUAUUCAAUGAGCCACUGAGCUUUCUACAGCGACUUACAGAGUAUAUGGAGCAUACAUACCUCAUCCACAAAGCCAGCUCGCUUUCUAUUACGACUGAACGAAUGCAGUGUGUCGCUGCGUUUGCUGUGUCUGCUGUAGCCUCACAGUGGGAACGUACAGGGAAGCCAUUCAACCCACUGCUUGGAGAGACAUAUGAAUUAAUCAGAGAUGAUCUUGGAUUUCGACUUCUCUCAGAACAAGUUAGCCAUCAUCCUCCAAUCAGUGCUUUCUAUGCCGAAGGUUUAAAUAAUGAUUUUGUGUUUCAUGGAUCAAUUUAUCCUAAACUCAAAUUCUGGGGCAAGAGUGUGGAAGCAGAACCAAAAGGCACGAUGACUUUGGAGCUUCUUGAACACAAUGAAGCCUACACAUGGACAAAUCCUACUUGCUGUGUGCAUAACAUUAUUGUGGGCAAACUUUGGAUUGAGCAGUAUGGAAAUGUGGAAAUAACUAACCACAAAACUGGUGAGAAAUGUGUUUUAAGCUUCAAGCCCUGUGGCCUCUUUGGAAAGGAGUUGCACAAAGUUGAAGGCUACAUUCAGGACAAAAGCAAAAAGAAACUCUGUGCACUGUAUGGGAAGUGGACUGAGUGCUUAUACUGUGUUGACCCAGCUACAUUCGAGGCUUACAAAAAAAAUGACAAGAAAAAUGCAGAAGAGAAGAAAAGCAGUAAACAGGUGGGCAAUACUGAGGAACCAGAUGAGAUGCCAUUGCCAGAUUCUGAGAGUGUUUAUGUUAUUCCUGGAAGUAUUUUGCUAUGGAGGAUAACUCCAAGACCUCCAAAUUCAGCACAGAUGUACAAUUUUACUAGCUUUGCUAUGGCUUUGAAUGAGUUGGACAAAGAAAUGGAGAGUGUCAUUCCCAAAACUGACUGCCGGCUACGACCAGAUAUCAGAGCCAUGGAAAAUGGUGAAAUAGAUCUAGCUAGUGAAGAAAAGAAGAGGCUAGAAGAAAAACAGAGGACUGCUCGCAAAAAUCGUUCCAAGUCAGAGGAAGACUGGAAAACGAGAAGUAGUAGCUUCAUUGAAGGAGGGGAACAUUCUCCUGACCGAUGGUUCCAUCAAGGCCCCAAUCCCUACACUGGUACACAGGACUGGCUUUAUUCUGGCAACUACUGGAACAGAAACUACUUUAACUUACCUGAUAUUUAUUAAAAUGCAAUAAGGAGCCUGUGGCUGAUGAACAUAAGUCUUAAUCUGUUUUAAUGUUUUCCCUUGUUUUACUUAUCUCCUGAAACAAAUGAAAAGUUAUCAAACAGAAUAUUAAGCAUCUCCACAGUAAAUCUGGUGGUACAUGAACUACAGUCCCUUAGGGACGGGAAAUAUUAUUUCUGGCUGAUGGUGGGUCCUGCGUGGACAAAAUUAGUAAGUUGCUGUGGUUUAGUGCUGCCCUGUUUGCUGAAUACACCUGUAUUAGGUUGUGGUGUAUGAGGAAUAGAACACCUUAAGCUGUUCUGUGAAUACUUUCUUUCAUAGAUAACACUGGCACAAGUAAAACUUGUUUUAUUUAUUGUGAUAUGGGAAUGUUUGAAAGCACACACAGUAAUUGGAAUAUUCUGUGCUUUAAGCAAAAAAAAAAAAAAAAAAAAGUGUCACUUUUGUAAAGAUGUAAUUUUUCAUAAAGUGACUUUUCUUUUACUAAGUUAACUAACUACCUGGAAUCCUGAGCUCUGGUCAGAGAGAGUCUGGAAGUGUUCCCAUCUCUGGACCAUUCAUGCAGUUGUUUAAGCUGGUAACAUUACUCAGAGGUAUUUAUUCAAUGUUUUGUGCAGUGCAUUCUGAAUUUUGCUCUCCUGUUUUGUUACCAACCUUAUGGUUUUAAGGAAUUAAGAGCCAUUUAAAUAUCUGCAAGUUUGAUUUGAACUGCACACUAGUCACAGGUUUUUAAAGAAUCUGUUCAAUGCACUAGAAGUUCAGGUGCCCAGCACCGCUGCAAAAAGGCAAGAACCGAAUCAGUCCAGACCCAGUGGAACAUUGUGGGGGAUAGGACCUGUGUAUGCACUGUACAGACUCCUUGGGAGGAAGUCUUGUGCAUUUCAAAGAUAGUAAUGCACCUCAGUGAGGCCUCCUGUGCACAGCUGCUUUACCCCUUUUCAUUGGGGUGCUUUAUGUCUUGGAGUGUAAGUUUAUACUGCACUGUGUAUAGAGCUUCUAGAGGGCUAGCUGCUCUUUGUACAAUAUUUUAACUGCUGUCUGGAGGUUAGUGUUAAUUGAAUAAUUUAAUCGCUACUAAAUAAAGGCUUCAGAACUUCUCGAA